Protobothrops mucrosquamatus (brown spotted pit viper) is the source of this 2776-nucleotide messenger RNA. RefSeq names its product glutamine rich 1 (gene QRICH1). Bases 82 to 2409 code for a protein of 775 amino acids. The record is from RefSeq and is a predicted model, not a curated record. Lineage: Eukaryota; Metazoa; Chordata; Lepidosauria; Squamata; Viperidae. The transcript is spliced from 10 exons.
AGGGGAAAAAAAGACGCGGGGCCUGAGGUGGUGACGGCGCGAGGCGACAGAGGGGCCGGGGAACCCUGAGGACUUUGCAAUAUGAAUAAUUCUUUGGAGAACACAAUUUCCUUUGAAGAAUACAUCCGUGUGAAAGCACGAACGAUCCCCCAACAUAGGAUGAAGGAAUUCCUGGACUCCCUGGCCUCCAAGGGCCCUGAAGCCCUACAGGAAUUUCAGCAGACAGCUGCUACCACAACCAUGGUAUAUCAACAAGGAGGCAACUGCAUUUAUACAGACAGCACGGAAGUGGCUGGAUCUUUGCUUGAACUUGCCUGUCCUGUUACAACUAGUGUCCAGCAACAGACCCAACAAGAGCAACAAAUACAAGUGCAACAACCCCAACAAGUGCAGGUGCAGGUUCAAGUUCAGCAGUCCCCUCAAUCUGUGUCCACCCAGCAGCUCUCUCCACAGCUCACUGUUCACCCGGCCUCAGAGCAGCCAAUACAAGUCCAAGUGCAGAUCCAAGGCCAAACACAGCAGCAAGCAUCCCAGACAAUACAAGGUCAGGCCCUUCAGAGUCCCAGCCCUUCUCAGUUACAGGCGGCUCAGAUCCAGGUGCAGCAUGUGCAGACUGCUCAGCAAAUCCAGGGUGCAGAAAUACAGGAGGAACACAUACAGCAUCAGCAGAUCCAGGCCCAACUCGUGGCAGGACAGGCUAUUGCUGGAGGACAGCAAAUCCAAAUUCAGACAGUUGGAGCACUUUCCCCUCCUCCAUCUCAACAAGGUUCACCCCGGGAAGGCGAACGAAGGAUCAGCACCGCCAGCGUCCUUCAACCAGUAAAGAAGCGCAAAGUGGAUAUGCCUAUUACUGUGUCAUACGCCAUUUCAGGGCAGCCGGUGGCUACAGUUCUGACCAUCCCCCAGGGCCAGCAGCAGAGUUAUGUGUCCUUAAGGCCGGACUUGUUAACGGUGGAUAGUGCCCACCUGUACAGUGCCACUGGGACCAUAACUAGUCCCACUGGGGAGACUUGGACAAUCCCGGUUUAUUCUGCCCAGCCACGUGGUGACCUGCAGCAGCAAAACAUUACCCACAUUGCCAUUCCUCAGGAGGCCUACAAUGCCGUCCAUGUUAGUGGCUCCCCAACAACUUUGGCCACUGUGAAGCUAGAAGAUGAUAAGGAUAAGAUGAUAGGAGGUGCAUCGGUAGUGAAAAACUCUCAUGAGGAGGUAGUGCAAACUCUUGCCAAUUCCCUUUUCCCAGCACAGUUUAUGAAUGGCAAUAUCCACAUUCCAGUGGCAGUGCAAGCAGUGGCAGGGACCUACCAGAAUACAGCACAGACGGUUCAUAUAUGGGACCCACAGCAGCAGCAGUCCACAUCACAGGAGCAGGCACAGCAGCAGCAGCAACAGCAACAAUUGCAAGUUACUUGCUCUGCACAAACUGUUCAGGUAGCUGAAGUGGAACAGCAGCCACAGCCUCAGCCUUCUCCUGAACUUCUCCUUCCGCAGUCUCUCAAGCCAGAGGAAGGACUAGAAGUAUGGAAGAGCUGGGCACAGACUAAAAAUGCAGAGAUGGAAAAAGAAUCACAGAACCGGCUUGCACCCAUUGGUAGACGCCAGUUAUUGAGAUUCCAAGAAGAUCUCAUAUCUUCAGCUGUAGCAGAAUUAAAUUACGGAUUAUGCUUAAUGUCUCGUGAAGCUCGCAAUAAUGAAGGCGAGCCCUAUGAUCCAGAUGUUCUUUACUAUAUCUUUCUGUGCAUUCAAAAGUACUUAUUUGAAAAUGGGCGAGUUGAUGACAUUUUCUCAGAUCUCUAUUACAUACGGUUCACUGAAUGGUUACACGAAGUUCUCAAGGAUGUGCAGCCUAGGAUCACUUCUUUGGGAUAUGUUCUUCCCAGCCAUGUGACAGAAGAGAUGUUAUGGGAGUGUAAACAGCUGGGAGCUCACUCUCCUGCUACCUUGUUAACCACUCUCAUGUUUUUUAAUACAAAAUAUUUCCUGUUGAAAACAGUAGAUCAACAUAUGAAACUGGCCUUUUCAAAAGUCUUGAGGCAGACUAAGAAGAACUCUUCUAAUCCUAAAGAUAAAAGUACAAGCAUCCGAUAUCUAAAAGCUCUUGGCAUCCACCAAGCAGGCCAAAAAGUUACAGAUGAUAUGUAUGCAGAGCAGACAGAGAAUCCUGAAAACCCGUUGAGGUGUCCUAUAAAACUCUAUGACUUCUACCUCUUCAAAUGCCCGCAAAGUGUGAAAGGCAGAAAUGAUACAUUCUAUUUGACUCCUGAACCAGUGGUGGCUCCCAAUAGCCCCAUCUGGUAUUCCAUCCAGCCAAUCAGUCGAGAGCAAAUGGAGCAAAUGCUUACCCGGAUUCUGGUGAUACGAGAAAUUCAAGAAGCUAUUGCGGUGGCCAAUGUUAGCACCAUGCACUAAAGGCAUCCCUCCCAGUUCAGAAAAAGGGUGCAGGGUGGAACUGGGUGGGGUGACAGCGAGGCCAGGAUCAAUUGUACAGCCUUUUACACUAAAGGAGAUGCCUAAGGUUUUUUUUUUUUUAAUUGGUGUAGUUAAGAAGCCCUUUUAGGCUUCUUCUGGUUAAUAAGAGACCCUUUCCAUUGUGUAUCUGACCCUUUUGCAUCAGCUUUCUGGACACAUUGAAGGCUGCAUUCUUUCUUUAGGAGCUCUGAAGUUCCGUAGGUUGACUUUGGGAUUUUUUAUGAUGUGAAAAAAACAAAUUUAAUUGGUGGACUUGGCCUGGGUGGGCCACUACAUUCAAGCUCAUGAACUUGGAAGCAGAAAACAG